CCCAAAGGAGCCACUGCUGUCUUUGUCCAGUUCUGCUACUGGGCACUCUCAUCGGGCCCCUGACUACCUAUCAACGCCAUGCCUGAGGAGACCCAAGAAGACACUGUGUUGCCAAUGCAGAACCAGAGGAGCAGGGGAACACUGGCUCCUAACCAUGUGCAGGAGGUACGUCUGCACCGAGUGGAGUCCAUCAGCGACCUACACAGUGGAGGUUCACUCCAGCCCUAUCUGGCUGAAGAGGCACAGACGUGGGAAGAGCUUCUGGGUGUCCUGCCGUCAUCAAUGUGUACCCAAGCUGAUUGCAGCCCCAUGUGUGGCCGAGGGGGGUUGCUACUGCUAUUGGCACUGCUAGUAUUCACCUGCCUGGCAUUAGCCAUCCUGGCUGUCUACCUAAGUGUGCUGCAGAGCGAAUCCCUGAGGGUCUUGGCACACACACUGCGCACACAAGAGGAGACGCUGCUCAAAUUGCGCCUGGCUAGCCUCAGUCAGCUAAGGAGGCUCAACUCCAGCGAAGCUCGGGCACCCAGCUGAGAUGCCAUUUGUAUGAGGGGGAGAUAAAGGGACCUUUGGCAGGUCUGUUCUCCCACUGAUGGCUAGCGACAUCUACACUAUUUCCUUGGUGAGAUUUCUGUACAAGAGCCUGACGUGACUCAAUAGUUUCCUGCCUGUCUUGACCUCUUCAGGUUAGGCCUGAUCAAGCCUUCUGGUGCCAAGGCUCUCCUUUGGAUAGCCAAAGGUCAGAGGAUGGGGCACCAGCCACCUCCUGGCUCCUCCUAUGGCCUGUCAGCACCCUGUGGCCACCCCCAGAUAGGAGAUUCAGAAGUCUAGAAAUAGCUGUCCCCGCUUGGCCACCCACUCUGCCAGGCCUCCUAGUGGGGGGUCCAGUCUCAGUUCUCGGACAAGCUAGGCUGAGUUGGGGGUGGGGGACCAUGCAGGCAGACUGCCUUGGAGGGCAAAGAUGAAAUAGAGAUCUA
Messenger RNA from Chionomys nivalis (European snow vole), 974 nucleotides. RefSeq names its product leucine rich single-pass membrane protein 2 (gene Lsmem2). Lineage: Eukaryota; Metazoa; Chordata; Mammalia; Rodentia; Cricetidae. The transcript is spliced from 4 exons. The record is from RefSeq and is a predicted model, not a curated record. The coding region runs from base 79 to 531 and encodes 150 amino acids.